Molecule: messenger RNA, 330 nt
Organism: Loa loa (African eye worm)
Lineage: Eukaryota; Metazoa; Nematoda; Chromadorea; Rhabditida; Onchocercidae
Exons: 4
Coding region: 1-330 (109 amino acids)
Source: RefSeq, a predicted model, not a curated record
AUGGUGAAGAUUAACAUUUGCAAGUUUGAGGAUUUGAUGGGUAUUGCUUUGCAUCACUUCUUAUAUGUUGGCCUUGCUGUGAAAGAGUUAGGCUACCCUAUUGAUUUGCAAAGAGGAGGAACAUCACCAGCUACGCCAAUCGGCGUAUCAGCAUCGAAGCAGCGUUACAUUAACUGUUCGUAUAACGCAUCAGCUCGGAUCAUUGGACAACGACUUAAAAACAGAUGUAUAGCUCUCAAUCAACCACUGUCAUCAUUGUCAACAUCAUCAUCACCAUCGUUGUCACUACACUGUCAUUUACAAUUACACUCAUCGCUUACAGUUUUCUAA